AUGCCUGGCGAAAACAGCAACAGGGAGUUGACUCGCCGGCAUCGUUCAACACUCUCACUGCAGAAGACGGAUAUUGUUAUUCAUGUCUAUGACCUGCUUCCGCCCGGCAGGCUAUCGUCGAUCCUUUGGACGUUCGGUGCAUCGCUGCUCCAUUCAGGCGUCGUCAUCGGCGGCCGCGAAUACGCAUACGGCGGCCACGACAAGCGCAAUGCCACCGGCGUGUACUGGACGAAACCGAAAACGGAGCCACCUGGUGGCACGUUUCGGUGCGAGAUACUCCACGGGUUCACUCUAGCGGCCGACGAGGAAAUUGACGCGAGCAUUCGACAGGCAUCCGACGAGUUCCUCGGGACAUCUUAUAACCUUCUCACAAGAAACUGCAAUCAUUUCACAUCAUACCUCUGUAAGAAACUUACGGGCAAACAAGGUCCCGGAUGGCUGAACCGCGCCGCUAGCAUCGGCGUUGCCUUGCCCUGUGUCGUGCCCCGAGGGUGGAUUGAGCCGCCCGAGUGUGAACAGGCCGAUGGCGAACUUGCCGAUGAGGAUGGGGAGCAUGAGGAUGAGAAUUCUCACAUGCUCGAGCAGUCUCGGCUGCAUUUCCUUUCCAAUGGUGUACGAGUGCUCGCGCAUUCGAGUGUCAAUGACGCUGAGUGGAGCGGAGAAGAGCAAUCCAGGCUGCAUGGAGAUGGCAGCAGGAAGGGAAAGCAAGUCUUGCGAGAUGGUACUGGGCGACAACGUCCUCCCGCCGAACGAGUCCAACGACGAUAA
Drechmeria coniospora is the source of this 768-nucleotide messenger RNA. RefSeq names its product UPF0326 protein hag1. The record is from RefSeq and is a predicted model, not a curated record. The transcript is spliced from 2 exons. Gene Ontology annotation, biological process: protein deubiquitination. Bases 1 to 768 code for a protein of 255 amino acids. Gene Ontology annotation, molecular function: deubiquitinase activity. NCBI's taxonomy places the organism in Eukaryota, Fungi, Ascomycota, Sordariomycetes, Hypocreales, Ophiocordycipitaceae.